GAUUUCACAUGAUAGAAAUGUGAAACAGUGAAUCCUCGUUCCCCUUAAUUAUUACUUAUUUUAUCUCUACUUGUCCGUUUAUUCAAAAUUAUUGCAAUUUAGUACCCAUAACUUUACUUAUUUAGAUAAAAAGCCCUCACAUCCUAAAAGUGGUGUAGAAAUUUCACUUGAUUUUGGAAUUUUCACAUACAAAACCAAAUCGGAUCCAAUCGAUGAUGAUUCCGGCGAAGAGAUUUCUGUUAUCUCCGUUUGUUGGCGUAACGAUGACCGUGGGUCUCGUCGCUCUCUACUUCAGAUCUUUCCUCAAGGCUCCACACCACCAAUAUAACCAAAGGUUAUUCUCUGCUGAAGAGUUGGCAUUGUAUAAUGGCACUGAUGUAACGUUACCUAUACUCUUAGGGAUUCUUGGAUCUGUGUUUGAUGUGACGAAAGGAAAAUCUCAUUACGGUAGUGGAGGAGGUUACAACCAUUUUGCUGGAAGAGACGCUUCUCGUGCUUUUGUUUCUGGGAACUUUACAGGAGAUGGACUUACAGAUUCGUUACAUGGGUUAUCUAGCAGUGAGGUGAAGAGCAUUGUUGACUGGCGAGGUUUCUACUCCAGGACCUACAUUCCUGUUGGGAAGCUUGUUGGGCGGUACUACGAUAGCCAAGGAAAUCCAACAAAACAUCUAAAAGGAGCUGAAGCAAAAGCCUCCAGAGGUGCACAACUUAUGGAGAAACAGAAGACCGAGGAAGCCAAGCAACCGAGUUGCAACUCACGAUGGAGUCAAGAUGAAGGUGGAGAGGUUUGGUGUGAUGUUGGGGUGCCAAGAUUAGUACAAAGACCUUUAGAGAUAGCAAUAACGGGUUCAAUGAGCAAACGUUGUGCUUGUUUUGAGGAAGACCAACUUGAUCAGUCUGGAUUGGAGAUCUAUAAAGACUGCGAGCCUCUUGCCAAGACUUGCAGGGUUUAAAUGUGUUCCCUUCUAAUCUUCAAUGUAGCCUUUUGUACUCUUUUAUACACAUAGUAGACGUCUUUUGUUUUUUUCUGUAUCGAUGCAUUGCGUGUAGUUUAUGUGUAAUUACAAAUUAAAGGACAAAUUCCAAAAUUCUAUAUACAGGUUGAUUUUGGUUACA
Messenger RNA from Camelina sativa (false flax), 1116 nucleotides. The record is from RefSeq and is a predicted model, not a curated record. NCBI's taxonomy places the organism in Eukaryota, Viridiplantae, Streptophyta, Magnoliopsida, Brassicales, Brassicaceae.